Molecule: messenger RNA, 3350 nt
Organism: Trichobilharzia regenti
Lineage: Eukaryota; Metazoa; Platyhelminthes; Trematoda; Strigeidida; Schistosomatidae
Source: the annotation of a GenBank genome assembly
CUUCCAGUCUCCUAUCUUUGCGAUGUCAAUUUCGUGUAUUGAAUUUCCAAGUGUGCCUCAGUACAAAUUUUUGCGCUACGAAUUCGAGAUGGCACUUCGAUGUGUUCUCCGAAAGCUAACACCUUUGGCUUCUUCGGGGUUUACCAGGAAAGUUGGAUCGGCCACACACUAUGUGCCUUCAUUUGAGACAGUGCACAUGCCAGAAACUAAGGUUACCACGUUAAAAAGCAAUGGGUUUAGAAUAGCUUCUGAAGACUGGAAUACACCCACUUGCACAAUUGGUGUUUGGGUGGAUGUGGGCAGUCGCUAUGAAACGGAAUCCAAUAAUGGAGUCGCCCACUUUCUAGAGCAUAUGGCAUUUAAAGGAACUGAUAAGAGGAGCCAGCAGUCUUUGGAACUUGAAGUUGAAAACAAGGGUGCCCAUCUGAACGCAUAUACAUCUCGCGAGAUGACUGUAUAUUACGCCAAAUGUUUUGUUGAGGACCUACCUUGGGCUGUCGAGCUGUUGUCUGACAUACUGAAAAACAGCAGGUUUGAAAGUAGUCAAGUGGAACGUGAAAGAGGCGUAAUUUUGCGUGAAAUGGAGGAGAUUGAAAGUAAUUACCAAGAGGUUGUUUUCGACUACCUUCAUGCAACUGCUUACCAAGGGACUCCUCUUGGAAGGACAAUACUGGGUCCAGUUGAGAACGUCAAGUCCUUAAAGGCUGAAGAUAUGCGCAAUUUUGUCAAACAAAAUUAUAAGGCUCCACGAAUGGUACUGAGCGCUGCAGGAGGAAUCGAUCACAAUAAGCUCUGUGAGCUAGCUGAUAAACACUUUGGAGACUUCCCAGCUUCGUACAGGGAAGGUGAAGGAAUGCCAAACAUCCAGCAUUGUCGCUUUACUGGCUCCGACAUUCGUGACAGAGAUGAUGCUAUGCCUUUGGCGCAUGCUGCCCUGGCCUUUGAGGGGCCUGGGUGGUCAAGCCCAGACACACUGGCACUGAUGGUUGCCAGUAGUUUACAUGGUGCAUGGGAUAGAAGCUAUGGAGGUGGAUCUAACGUUGCCAGCAAACUUGCAGCUAGGUUUUUCAAAGAAAGUUCAGUACACAGUUUCCAACAUUUCUUUACUUGCUACCACGACACAUCAUUAUGGGGAGUUUACCUGACUUCAGAAAAGAUGGGUUUGGGAGAAUCUGUCCUAGCAUUCAUGAAAGAAUUUAUUCGUAUGUGUACUCAGGUUACUACACAUGAAAUUGCUAGAGCCAAAAAUCAGUUGAAGACACAUCUUCUUUUGCAGUUGGAUGGUACAACUCCUAUUUGUGAAGAAAUAGGUCGACACAUGCUUGUAUAUGGUCGUCGUAUACCUGUAACAGAAUUAUUGGCCAGAAUAGACGCACUCACGGAUGACCAUAUUAGGGAAACAUGCACAAAAUACUUCUUUGAUAAAUGUCCUGCCGUCGCAUCCAUUGGUCCAGUAGAAACAAUGCUUGACUAUGCUCGAAUUCGUGAUCAAACUUGGUGGCUGCGUUUGUAGGGAAACAGUUUUGUUUGUUUGUUUGUUUGCUUAAAAAAAUGAUUUAGAGAAACUUUUGUCCGUCAGAAAAAGAAGAAGAAAGAGGAGCGUCGCACUAUAUUACACUUACUGUACGCCAUUUAAUGAAUCACGCAGUUAGUUCUGUGAUUUAUAUUAUACAACAACUACAACAGCAACAAUAUUGUCUUGUGUGUUUUAGUUAGUAAUAUAUAUGACGACCUUUGUGGAAUGUAAAAUAUGGGAUUACGCUAUGAGAUAUUUUUUUCUGAGAAAUUAGAUAGUGUUUCGUAUUGUCGGCUGUCUUUUAUCACUAGCUUUUGUUUUUAGUUUGGAUAUAAUAAAACUUUAAAAUAACAUCGAAAGAAAUUGUAUGUAGAUCAUGAUAAUUGUCAGUCUAGGAAUCUGCUUGUUUGUUCCUCCGAUUAGUGAUACCUGCCGUUCUUGCUAGAGUUCAAUAUAGAACAAAAGGGUUGAUUAAUGCACCCAUUUAAGCAAUGCUGAUAGUAAUACUGUAACCGAAACUACCUCUAAUUGUGCUGAUUCUAUGUGAUUUAAUACAUAAUGCUAUAUACUUUUACUUUACUUCGGCUAUCUCCUACGGGGAGGAUGAGCCGGCUUCAUGAACAUCUCGAAUCAUCGCUGCCCAGGCGCGGUGAUCUGAUGCAAGGUUUUGCGACAUGGUUAUCCAAUUCUUGUUCCACAGACGGAGUCCGUAGACGGUUUGUAGCCCCAGGCACUCCAUAUCAGCCUUGAGUGUACCAAGCCAUGUUUUCAGCUGUCCACCCCUGCGACAUCGCUAAGAUGGAAAUGGCGAUGGAUUUAGAACUGAUUUGACCAGAUCGUCAUCUGGUCGGCGCAGAACAUGGCCAAACCACCAAAGGCGACGUUGUUGGACCAGUACUGGAAUUCGGUUGAUAUUGUAGAGAGUUCAUGAAGUUUCAUGGGAAUUAGGUACGAGUGAUGUCCCCAGAAUCGCUCGGCCUUUUGUUUGACAGUGCAGCUCUAGCCUUUACACAACCAAGUGUGACUCACAAGGUAGUAGGAGUGGAGUAGGGAGUCCACUAUCCAUUGGCAGCCGGUGACCGGAGUCCGGUCCAUACGCCUUUUUGAAUAGGGCCAGACAUCCAGGGCAUCCAAUAAGCCCAUUGUCCAUACAUCUGCCGGUGAGCUUCAUACGCCAGUCGUUGGAGGUUUGGAAUCAGGGUUUAGCCAUCUCCCCUAGACUGUCAUCCAAUGGACAGUCAACCCGGUGAAGAGCGCCGGGCAUCCGCUUUUGCCCUCUCACUUCGGUGAAAACACCUCCGCCACGUAAAGGCAGUGAGUAGGACUUCCUCAGGAGAGGCUAUGUAAGACACCCGGUCAUAUGGGAGCAUUUCAAGAGGUGUAUGGAGGGGUGGCGAACCCGCAGCGCAAGGCACCCACCCCCGACCAUCCUGAGGCUUUGGAGGCUAUAUACUACUGAUUGAUUGAAAUGAGUAGUUGAAUGCUAUUCAUAUAAAUUAAUAAUGCCCAAUUGACCAGAUCGAAGUGAUCUAAACAUCAGGCGGCUGUUUCGCUCGUUCGGAACAGAGGUCAUCAGUAGUGUACACAGCUUGAUAGCUGUUUCCAAUCUCUUAAUUCUUUUGAAUAUUGAUAUAAGACCCAUUGGUUUCAGUACUCGAAUUUUAGCCCACGGGUACACAGUUCGAAGCCCGCCUCAACUAUUUCAGUGAAGGCAGGUUGGCUGUGUCACUGACCUUAUAACAAUAAGUUUAGCUCAUGUAACGUGGUAUAUGAAAAAUAUGUUCCAGGCAACUGUGAUAAUCCAAUCAUUUUUCUGAAUAAAACAUAGACAUGU